GAAAAACCUAGAUUAAGUGUGGAGGUUUUAAGAGAGCACAAAAUCACUCAAGCUUUCAUCGAUUCAAUAUGGGAAUGUUGAUGCGUGGAGGUUUUAACAGAACACCAAAUCACUCAAGCUUUCAUGGAUUCAAUAUGGGAAUGUUGAUGUUGAAGGACGGUGCUGGAAGAUCCCUCUUCAAUUCCAGAUAGCUAUUGUCGAAGCAGAACAAGGAUUACUGAGGGUGCAGUCAAUAGAUACGGAUGCCAGAGUUUUCAAGUUAAGAAAAUAUACAUAUGAAUUGACAUAUGUUCCUGCGUGGAAGGUUUUAAACAAUUGGGAGGGUAAAGUGUCCAACCGGAAUGCAUUGCAUUAUUUGAACCAAAAUCCGAAAGGGAAAAGGGCAACCAAAUAUGACGAAAACGGCCAGGAAUUUGCAAGAAGCAUGACUAAGGAGAGAGGAGAAUCGAAUGACUUGGUUGAAUUUGAAGAUUUAAAGAAUGGACAAUUGUUUGAAUUCCGACGAGCAUCAGGUGAAGAAGAAUCAAUGGAGGAUUAUUUGGAAAAACCACGGCCUCCUCACGAUGUUCACUAUGAAAGAAUAUUUUGCGAUUGCAGUCAUCAUCUCUUACCUAUUGGGUCCCACGAUGGGAAUACCAGUUAAUGUGGUCAUGAAAGCGGCUGAAGCUUACAAGCUUGCUUCCAACACUUUAGGUAAUCUGAAAAUUGGAAGCGCUUUAAACGUUGUACACAAAAGUUUCCGUAUUGAAGCAGUUCCUUACCCGUAUUCAAAGACAGUGAAAAUACUAUUGGCAUUUAAAAUCUUUUUUGGAAAACAACUUUCCGAUGGAAAGCUCAAUUGUCUAACUCCGCCUUUCAAAGGCUGUGCUGCCGACGAUGACGUAAUUUUGAUUGCGUUCGAUGAGGAUGGCUUAUUAAUUCCCUGGAUCGGAAUGGGGACGGUAGAAGAGAACCAUCUUGAGAAAGUGGUUGUUCCAUCCGAUACUCAGAAGAAAAGCCUGGUUAAUUGUAGUAUUGCACUGCAAUUUCUGAAGCAAGCUGGUGUCCCAGUAGUUGAUGAAGAUGGAACAUAAACUAUAGGAGAAGAAGAUGUAGUCAAUGGGGACAAGGAGCUAACACUAGCCUUGCUUUGGAACAUAUUUGUUCACCUACAGGAGAACUCAGGCACCCAGCCUCUCUUGGAUCUGCUGAUUAGUUGGGUUCAGGCUAUAUGUGAAGCGUAUGAGUUGAAGGUUGAAAGCAAAUCUUCCUUAUUGGAUGGAAAAGCUAUGUGGUGUUUGCUUGAGUAUUACUUUCGUAAAGAACAUAACUGUUCAAGUUGUUGCAAGAACCAAGAUGGAACAGUGGGAGAAGUUUCUAUCAUGUCAGCAAUUGAAUAUACAGAUGCAGUUCACAACUUCAUACUUUCCCAAAAAUUAACAUCUUUAUUAGGGAACUUUCCUGAGGUGCUGCAAGGCAAUGACAUUGUAGAACACAAUGGUGCAUGUAAUGGACAGAGCGUGAUUGAUCUGUUGGCGUUUCUCACAGUUCAGCUACUUGUGAAACGAAACAUGGAUAAGUUGAAUUCUCAUAAAUUGCUGGGUUUCAGCUGCCAAAUUACUAACAGCAGGCUCUCAAGUACAGAUUGGGACAAUGUCAAAGGAAAUGAAAGAGCCUGCACGUGAUGAAGCAUUUGCCCGAUUUUAACAGAUAUGGCAACAGAGCUUUCACAAAAGUGUUGUGAGGAACUUGUUGCUGCGGGCGCAAUUGGAACUUUACUGAAGUUAAUAAGAUCAGUCAGCCGAAGUAUACCAGUUCACCAAGUAUUGAAGCAUGCAUUAUCGACUCUUAGGAACCUCGCCAGAUAUCCGGCAGUCGCUGAGAUACUUGUUGAGAGUCAUGGAUGCAUGGAAACUGUUGUCGUGGAGUUCUUAAGAAACAAAGAGGAAGGAUACUUCAUUGCCUCUGAGCUUUUGAAGGGAAUAUGUGGUAUAGAAAAUGGGGUAAAUGCCAUUCGCAAGUCACCAGCUCAUUUGAAGAGCAACAGGAAAGGAAGGAACUUGGUGGGAAGAGAAAAUGCAGAGAUGAGACUAAGAGAGGUCGUUAAGCUUCUCAAACUCCUUACAAGUGCCUGAAGGGACAAAACUUUCAUUCAUAGCCUGCUGAUUUUUGUGACUUACAUUAGGGGUAUUAACAAAGUUAGCUCAACAUGGAGUUUAACCUGGCUAUGAGAUAAUUGUCUUUUUGAAAAAUAGAUUAUUUGCUUCUUCUCACGGGAAAUGUAAAUUCAAAGAAUAUGUGCUUGUUAAGCAUGAGUUUGAAGGUGCUGGCUGUAGCACUUUAAGGGGCGUGGAAUUGUUUUUGCCAAGACUAUUUGGAACUAUACUUGCAGUAUAUGAAAACACCAUAGGGGUUGCGAAUUUUUCUUUUUUCUUUUUUCUGUAGUGUAAUAAAUAUUAUGUUCUUGAGAAUUUGAAAUCAUUUUCUGUUGGGAA
Molecule: messenger RNA, 2474 nt
Organism: Striga asiatica
Lineage: Eukaryota; Viridiplantae; Streptophyta; Magnoliopsida; Lamiales; Orobanchaceae
Source: the annotation of a GenBank genome assembly